Molecule: messenger RNA, 1749 nt
Organism: Auxenochlorella protothecoides
Lineage: Eukaryota; Viridiplantae; Chlorophyta; Trebouxiophyceae; Chlorellales; Chlorellaceae
Product: Putative ankyrin repeat protein
Exons: 7
Coding region: 1-1749 (582 amino acids)
Molecular function (GO): protein binding
Source: RefSeq, a predicted model, not a curated record
AUGGCCAGAGGAAACGAGCCAGCCGAAGGGCUUUUGGCUGCCGCGCGCCUCGGCUUGACUGAUAAACUAAAGCUAGCCCUCGAUCAGGCCUCCUGCGAUGUGGUGAACGCCAAAGAUGAGACAGGUCGCACCGCCCUACACCACGCCGCCUCCUGCGGCUACGAGGACUGCGUGGAGCUCCUGCUGGAGCGUGGAGCGGAUGGCAGCAUCCAGGACGAGGCCGGGGACACCCCCCUGCACCUCGCCGCCCAGGCCGGUCUGCCCAUGCCCAGCUACCAGGUGUGCUCCAAGUUUCCGGCCGCAUGCUUGGCCCCCGACGCGUCGGGCCGGACGCCCGUGGACCUGGCGGUGGCCAGUUCUCGCGGCGAGGUCCUGAACGCCAUGCUCCUGGCCUGCUCCGGGUCGGGGUCGGAGGCGGCGCUGGCCUCCAUGCGCGCGCUGCUGGCGCGCGGCGCGGUCUGCGACACCUGGGCCCCCUCCGGCUCCUCCGCCCUCAUGCUCGUCGCCUCCGCCGACUCCCGCCCCGGGGUCGAGCUCCUCCUGGCCCACGGCGCCACCAUGGAGCUGCAGGACGCGCUGGGCCGCACCGCGCUCAUGUUCGCGGCGGGCAACGGCGCGCGUGGCGCGCUGGGCGCGCUGCUGGCCGCCGGCGCCAGCCUCUCUGUCCGCGACCGGCGCGGGCGCAACGUGUUGGACUACGCCGGCGCGGGCACGCCCGUGCGCGCGGCGCUUGAGGAACGCCUGCGGGAGCUGGAGACCAAGUCGGCCGCGCUGCAGGAGGCGCUGCUGGCCGAGGUGCUGGGCGAGGGCGUGCGGGCGGGAGGUGUCCAGGCGGCGGCGCCUGGCGCGGGAAAGAAGGCCAAGAAGAAAGCCAAGAAGAAGGGCAAGGGAGGGGUCCCGGGGGCAAAGGCUGCCGCCGCUGGGCCCGCGGUGGACGGCGAUGCCGAAGAGGCAGAGGAGGCGGUGGUGGAGGCCUGCGCGGCACGGGAGGGCCCGGCGGAGACCGGCGCUGCAGGGGACAGCGGCGCGGCGGGGGACGCAGGCACAGCAGGAGAGCAGGCGGGGGCGCCGGCGGGGGAACCCCUCCCUCCCACGGACAUGAUGGGUGGCCCGACGGGCGUCGCGGAUUCGCCAGCAGACCCGCACGCGCCCCUGGACCCCGCCGCGACCUCCUCCUCCGAGGACGAGGUGGCCCUGCUCCGCCUGCAGCUGGCCAGCCUGCAAGCCGCGCUGGACCGCUCCGAGCUGGCGCGCCGAGUGGAGGCGGCGGCCGCCGAGGAGGAGGCCGCCGCGCACGCUGCAGCGCUCACCAAGGCGGUGCUGGCGGAGCGGAUGGAGUGCGUGGUGCGCUUCGCCUCCUUCCUGCAAAACCACGGCCCGGCAGUGCUGGCCACGAUGCCGGAGCUGCUGGGGAAUGGGUUUGCCUCGCUGGGGUUCCCGCCCCCCUCCGCCUCCCAGACAUUUGGGGCGGAUGCAGUGCCCCGCCCCUCGCCACCCCUCGCCUUCUCUGGGCCGAUGGGCAGGACCAGCCUGGAUGCCGCCUUCCAAUCCCCCACCCACACUCUACAUUCUGGUUUCGGGGCCGGGGUGCCGCCGCCUUCUUUCAUGGGGCACGCGCCGCGAUACGGCGGCGCCGAGGCGCGCACCCGGGGCGACCCGCACGCUCUUCACCCCGCGGGGUACCCUGCCGACGGCGGUAACAAACCCGCCCCCGCUUUCUUCACUCUGAACCUGGGUACGACCUGCUGA